AUGACAGCACCCAAAACCACAACUACAACGACGACUACUGUGACAACGCAAAUAGAUCGCACCAAGAUAGAUCUGACUGUCCCUGUGCAGGGGCAGCGUCAGGAGAAGGAUCAGGAAAAGAAGGAGAAAGAGAAAUCACAGCCAGAAGAUACAGUGAUAGAAACAGAUACAGACACAGAUAGAACUUCCAGUGAUAGAGAGUACUUAGAGCAAAUUAUGGCAUGUGGCGACGUUAGACGCAAGAUAGAGCGCUUGGAGAGCACCGCCAGUUCAGAGACAGAGACCACAGAAAGUCCGCCGAGUGUGGCUCCCAAGUAUAUAGGCGAUAAUGUGCCGGUGGUGAAGGAGGUGGUGCAGAGCAUUGAGGAUAAGUUCUGCGGCACAGUGGUGUCGGCCAUUCCCUUCCCAGUUCAGAAGCGGCCUCCGCACGAAGACGGCCAGGAACCGGAUGUGGCAGAGGUAGAGAAGCAAAUACUAACGCCAGCAGAUUUGGCGCUGGAGCAGUUGAUUAAGUGGGAGUUGCCCCCAGAGGUGGUAAAGCUGUCCCCCAUCGAGGCCACGGCUGCUGGCCUGCAGGAAAUUCAGGAGGAAGUUUGCGAGAAGAUUUGCCAGAAGCGGAAGGCAUUUGAGGUGGCCGAAGACUUAAGUGAAACGGAAAAGACUUUACCAGAACAGGAACUAGGCUUAGAUAAGAAAGUAGAGCAGGUACCUGGUGCAGGCAAGAUUUUAACCGAGUCCCUUGACCAGCACAUAGACUUAGUAGGUAAGGAACCUUUGGAGGCGCUGCCAAAGGUAAGGGAAGUUGUACAGGACAUUGAACGGCGCUAUCCCACAGCGAGCUUAGAGGCCAAGCCGUUUAGUCCCCGCAAAAGAAUUGCCCAGGAGCGUCAGGCAGAUGUUUCGUCUAUAGAGCAGCAGAUUUUAGACGACACUGAUAUGAUUUUAGAAGGGUUAGGCUCCAAGCGUAUUCCCGAACAGAAGGUAGUUUCCCCAGUCUUGGCCUCGUCCAAGCAGAGCCCCAGUAUUGAAAACCUAGAAGACGUCUGUGAAAAGACAUGCUCAAAGCGCACAAUCUCAGUCAUGGCAAAGGCCUUCGAAAAGCAGCCAGAAAUCGAACCUCUGCCUGAAGUUGACGAUAUAAAAUCGACAACAGCCAAGUUCCUAGAGCGGGAGACUAUCAGCUAUGAUGUGGCUGAGAGCAUCAAGGAGUUCGAGGCGAAGAGUGUGGUACAGGAGUGUCUGACUGGGGCGGCAGAGAAACGAUUGCAUUCCAUUUCCAAAACUGACAUCGAAGACACCAAACAGUUCGUGCACGCAGUUGGCGGCUAUGAGGAGAAGCUGACCAACAUCAUUGAACAUGACGAACAGGCACGAGCUCAAGCCGAUAGUCAGAACUUGGAAAAAGAGACAACCGAUAGGUUUCCUAUACACGAUAAAACAGUCGAGCUUCAAACCCACCAGAACCUGGUCUUAAAGACCCCUGAAAUUCCCCAAAGCCUGAAUCCACUUUAG
Molecule: messenger RNA, 1512 nt
Organism: Drosophila guanche
Lineage: Eukaryota; Metazoa; Arthropoda; Insecta; Diptera; Drosophilidae
Exons: 3
Coding region: 1-1512 (503 amino acids)
Source: RefSeq, a predicted model, not a curated record